UCUUAGCCACACAGGAAGCUGAGCCGGCUCGGGGCCCAGCUCCAAGCAAGCACAGGCCCCCGGGACCCCUGGGGAGAGGCCCCGGCCGGGCCGGCCCUGCAGGGACCAUGGGAUCCAGAGCCCAAGGGGGUCCUCCUGCCAUGUUCGACUGGUUCUUCGAAGCGGCCUGCCCUGCCUCCCUGCAGGAGGAUCCCCCCAUCCUGUGGCAGUUCCCCCCAGACUUCAGGGACCAGGAAACCGUGCAGAUGGUGCCCACGUUCUGCUUCCCCUUCGAUGUGGAAAGGGAGCCCCCCAGCUCUGCAGUCCAGCAUUUCACCUUCACCCUCACGGACCUGGAGGGCAAACGUAGAUUUGGUUUCUGUCGCCUGAGAGCCGGUGCCCAGCGCUGCCUCUGCAUCCUCAGCCACUUACCUUGGUUUGAGGUGUUCUACAAGCUCUUGAACACAGUGGGAGACCUCCUAGCCCAGGACCAAGUCUCAGAAGCGGAGGAACUUCUCAAAAAUCUGCUGCAGCAGCCACUACCCGGGCCCCAGGCCUCCGUGGGGCUGGAGCUGGGCAGCGGAGUGACGAUUUCCACCGUGCACGGGAUCCGGCCUCCUGCCCCAGGGAACAGCAGGCCGCUUUCCUGUUUCGUCGCCCCCGACUCCGGCUGCCUGCCAUCCAUCCCUGAGAACAGGAACCUCACGGAGCUGGUGGUGGCGGUGACCGACGAGAAUAUCGUGGGGCUGUUCGCCGCGCUCCUGGCGGAGCGAAGAGUCCUGCUGAUCUCCAGCAAGCUCAGCACCCUGACAUCAUGCGUCCACGCGUCCUGCGCCCUUCUGUACCCCAUGCGCUGGGAGCACGUGCUGAUCCCCACGCUGCCCCCGCACCUGCUUGACUACUGCUGCGCGCCCAUGCCCUACCUCAUUGGAGUGCACGCCAGUCUCGCUGAGACAGUGCGCGACAAAGCCCUGGAGGACGUCGUGGUGUUGAACAUAGACUCCAACACCUUGGAGACGCCCUUCGACGACGUGCAGGCGCUGCCCCCAGACGUGGCCUCCCUACUGAAGCUGCGGCUCAGGAAGGCCGCGCUGGUCCCCGGAGAAGGGGUGUCCCGUCUCUUCCUCAAAGCCCAGGCCUUACUUUUCGGCGGUUACCGCGACGCGCUCGUCUGCAGUCAGGGCCAGCCAGUGACCUUCAGCGAGGAAGCCUUCCUGGCCCAGAAGCCUGGGGCGCCGCUGCAGGCCUUCCACCAGCGGGCUGUGCACCUGCAGCUGUUCAAACAGUUCAUAGAAGCCAGGCUGGAAAAACUCAACACAGGAGAGGGAUUCUCGGAUCAAUUCGAGCAGGAGAUCACUUUUUGCGGGGACUCCUCAGGCACCCUGCGCUCCUACCAGCUCUGGGCCGACAACCUAAAGAAAGGGGGCGGUGCCCUCCUGCAUUCGGUCAGAGCCAAGACCCAGCCGGCUGUCAGGAACAUGUACCGCUCGGCCAAGAGUGGUUUGAAGGGCAUGCAGAGCCUGCUGGCGUACAAGGACGGAGACUGUGGUCUGCUACGGGGGGGCUCCCUGAGGGCUCCGUCGCUCACCAGCCGCUCGGAUCGCCUGCAGCAACGCCUGCCUAUUACCCAGCACUUUGGACAGAAUCGGCCCCUUCGCCCCAAGAGACUCCAACUGGAAGAAAAACCUUCAGAGGCCCUAAGAGAGAGGACACCCCCUCUGAGCCCUGAGGAUGCCCAGAGCCCAUGGGCAGAGGACGCGCUGGACAGCAGCUUCUUGGGGUCCGGAGAAGAACUGGAUUUGUUGAGUGAGAUUCUGGACAGUCUGAGCGUGGGGUCUAAGAGCACAGGCAGCCUCAGGUCAAGCCAGAGCUUAGAGUGCUGUCACAGAGGGGACCUGGACAGCUGCUUCAGCCUGCCUGACAUCCCAGGGAGAGCAGAAUGGCAACAAGACGGUGCAAACCCAGAGCCCCAGCCCCUGUCCCUGCCUGCGGAUCUGUCGUUCCCGCCAGACACACAGUCUGCAGACACCAUGAGCGUCUCCGAGAGCCCCAGUCCCCAGCGGCUCUCACAGGUCGACCAAGAAACCCUCUCUCCAUCCCAACCUUCAAUAGCUCCUACAGACCCAAGCCGCCAAGGGGACCCUGGGCCCCGUCCUCUCACGGAGCCCCUAAUCCUUCAUCUCUCCCCUCCCCACAAGGCAGCUGAAGAAGAGUCUGGAGUCCAGGAGAGCGCCUGCUCCAGACUCUCCAUAGCACCCACCCAGCCCAGGCCUCCGGGAAGCCCCCAAUUUCUGGCCCCUAAAAAGCCCAACUUGGAUACUGCCUGGAUGUCUCAGUCCGAGCGUUCCUCGGACCCCAGUUCUCUAGAGAACCCCAGAGUCCAGCUUCCCAAGGUCGAGCUAGCUGAGGAUGCUCACCCCCAGCCCCACAAGGGGGUGGGGGCCUCCCAUUCCCCUGCCACACCCACCACCAGCUGGCAAGAGCCCCAGGUCAGAAGCCGGCCCAGAGUCGCUGACCUUAAGAAAUGUUUUGAGGGUUAGAGGUCAGGAAUCUGGGGAGAUCCCAGGCCCUCAAUAAAGCCACAAGAAAAAAAGUCAAAGCUGAGUUUUCCUGAUAAGCUUAUCUGGGGCUCUCCCUCUACUCAGAAACCCCCCAGUAUCCCCUCAAGUGUUGGGGGGCAAUCUCUACUUGGCUCCAAGGUGCAUUUAGAAGUUCCCUCCUUUCGGAACCAGCAGUUAGCGUAUGCCUAUGUUGCUGGACUCCCAUGUAGUCGACCGCAGUUCGAAUCCCAGACCUGGUGGCUUAAA
Molecule: messenger RNA, 2786 nt
Organism: Tupaia belangeri chinensis (Chinese tree shrew)
Lineage: Eukaryota; Metazoa; Chordata; Mammalia; Scandentia; Tupaiidae
Gene: DENND1C
Product: DENN domain containing 1C
Exons: 23
Coding region: 108-2519 (803 amino acids)
Biological process (GO): endocytic recycling; endocytosis
Cellular component (GO): intracellular membrane-bounded organelle; cytosol
Molecular function (GO): guanyl-nucleotide exchange factor activity; phosphatidylinositol phosphate binding
Source: RefSeq, a predicted model, not a curated record